Molecule: messenger RNA, 1502 nt
Organism: Daldinia loculata
Lineage: Eukaryota; Fungi; Ascomycota; Sordariomycetes; Xylariales; Hypoxylaceae
Product: glycosyl hydrolase
Exons: 1
Coding region: 210-881 (223 amino acids)
Source: RefSeq, a predicted model, not a curated record
CGCGCGGUACUCUGUCGCCAAAGAUAUGCGAUACCAACCCGCCAGGGAAUAUUACGCCUUAGGUUAGCUUGCUUGCUAGGAUAAUAUGACCCCAACUGGUCCCCAAGUACAAGCCCCUACACGAGCCUACCCGGCGUGAUUUCUUUUUAUUUCAAUGUCCUUUAUUUUCAUAUUUUCAGCAUUUGACGUAGUCGGGUUUAUACCUUUUCAUGGCGUCUAAUAAACCUGCCGUGUUCCUCUUUAGUAAGACGGCAGGCUAUCGACACGAAUCAAUUCCUGCGGGCAUUGAGGGCAUCCGACGUCUUGGCGCCACAUCUAAUGCGUUCGCUGUAGACUCCUCGGAAGAUGCAUCUCACAUCAGCGGCCAAAACCUAUCCCGGUACGCAGUCGUCAAAUUCUUGCAGACCAGCGGUGACUUUCUCAAUGACGAACAAUUAGCUGGAUUGCAGAGCUACGUGAGAGCCGGGGGAGGGUUUGUGGGAAUUCACUGUGCCGCAGCUGGUAUGACGAGAGAACCGUGGUACGGAGAACUCAUCGGUGCCGUCUUUACUGAUCAUCCGGAGCCGCAGCCCGGCGUCCUGACUGUUGAAAAGAAAGACCAUGUCAUCGUCUCCGACCUACCGGAGAAGUGGGAGUGGUUUGAUGAAUGGUACAACUUCGAUGCGAACCCCCGCGCGAAGGUUACCGUGCUGCUAUCUAUCAACGAAGAGACUUAUAAAGGGGGCAAAUUAGGCCAGGACCAUCCGCUAGCAUGGUGUCGAGAGUUCGACGGUGGGCGUUCUUUUUACACAUCACUGGGUCACUUCGGGGACGCGUAUUCGGAUCAGAACUUCAUGGAACAUUUACUAAAUGGUAUUCUAUGGGCAGCGUACAGACCGUAGUCUUACUUAAGUCUUAGAUCUGUAUUAUCCACCUUUUCCCCGCAUGUCUCCUUUUUAUAAUCAUGGGGAUGAUGACCAAGGUAGGAUGAUACGAUGCCCGUGCGGAGUAGCUAGGAGAGCCAAGGACGCAUACUACAACACCAAGCUCCGCGCGAAGUGCCUCUUUGCCUCUUUGUCUCUUUUACCUCCACAUUCCUUACGACAGACUUUCAAGAUUUAAAAUGGAAAUUCUUUAUACUAAUAACUAGUCGUACGCGCGAUAGCUAUAGCUUAUUGUAUUGUACCUUGUAUCUAGGUAACCUAAUUCUUAAGAGUUUACUUCUUAAUUUAGCAACGAGUUGCUCUCGAUGUCAGAUGUACCGGAGCCGAGCUGAAUAGACCUGACAAGGAUAGGAAUCUUGGGCUGCAGAUGACGUAUCUACCGGCACGGAAUCUCGGAGUUGAAAUGGAUUGAUUCCUCCCGAAGGAUCAAAAAGUGAAAUAAUAAAUAUGUGCCUAGCUAAGCGGAUUAAAUAAAACCGAUGCGUUUGUGCGUUUGAUCCCUCUCCUUCUUUAACAAAGGAGCCAUACAAUAUGAGAAUUCAAACCCCCUUAGCCACGACCGUGGUAGGGUCUCUAUUC